AUGGCCGUCUCUGUUGUGUUUUGCAUCAUUGCUGGUGUUAUUUGUAGGCUUGCAUUGUUUCAGACAGAUUUGCCGAUAUGGCUAGAGACAAAAAACGAAGUAGUAACACCCAUCACAGCCUGGGAAAGAGUUGAAGAAGGCUUGGCUUUAAAGAAAAGUAUGGUAUCACCUUACACUGGAGAUGUUUUUCAUGAGGUACAGCCAAUCAAUUCUUUAAUUCAUUUAAUUCUAUUCUUAAAGGAAUUAAGUGAUUUUCGUACAUUUCUAGUACUUCUGAAGACUAUUUUCACAUAUUCAAGACUAAAAUCAACCCCCAAAAUGCUGCACUUAGAUGUAAAGAAGUAUUCAGUAAAUGUUGAAGAUGUUUUAUUAAAAUCUAAAGAUUUAAGGUCACUACCUCUUAUAGUAGUAGCUGUACACGUAUUUAACCCAUAUAGUAUAUCUAUAUGUCUAGCUAAGUCUACAGCUGUAUUGUCCAAUCUAUCCAUAUUUAUUUUUAUAAUAAGAAAUAUUUAUAAGUUGGAUAAUUUAUUAUUAACUACAUUAUUCAUUGCUGUCUCUACUUACCAAUCAUUUUAUCCUUUUAUAUUCUGUUUACCUGUAGCCUCAUAUUUCUAUCAUGUAAGUUUUCAUUCCGCUGCUAUUAUAAAGCAUUAUAUUCCAUCAUUUGGACUUUUUUUAUUUUGGUUCAUGCUGUUACUUGGUAUAUCAUAUUCAAUAGAAGGAUCAUGGACUUUUCUAUAUUCGACCUAUGGUUUUAUAUUAAAUGUUCCUGAUCUCAGUCCAAAUGUUGGCGUUUUCUGGUAUUUCUUUACAGAAAUGUUUGAGCAUUUCCGUGUUUUCUUCAUUUGUAUUUUCCAAAUUAAUUCUGUCAUUUAUAGUAUACCAUUAGCAGUAAAACUAAAGAGAAGUCCAGUAUUUUUUCUCUACAUGAUGAUAUUUAUCACAUCAAUAUUUAAAUCUUAUCCAAGUUAUGGUGAUAUAGGACUUUGUUUAUCAUUACUACCAUUGUGGAAACAUACAUUUUCUUAUAUGCGCAAUUUAUUUGUUGUAACCUGUAUGUAUAUUGUUUGUACAGUAUUUGCUCCGAUCCUGUAUCAUUUAUGGAUUUAUGCUGGAAGUGCCAAUGCAAAUUUUUAUUUUGCUAUAACACUCGCAUUCUCAGCUGCACAGAUAUUUUUAGUAACAGAUUUAUUAUUUGCGUUUUUGCGAAGGGAGUAUGAUCUAUAUCAUGGAACAAACCAUAAAUUAGAAAAUGGAAAAACUACUCAAGUUGUUUUGGAAUAA
Lottia gigantea (owl limpet) is the source of this 1287-nucleotide messenger RNA. RefSeq lists its product as hypothetical. The coding region runs from base 1 to 1287 and encodes 428 amino acids. NCBI's taxonomy places the organism in Eukaryota, Metazoa, Mollusca, Gastropoda, Lottiidae. The transcript is spliced from 12 exons. The record is from RefSeq and is a predicted model, not a curated record. Gene Ontology annotation, biological process: attachment of GPI anchor to protein; protein localization to cell surface. Gene Ontology annotation, cellular component: membrane; GPI-anchor transamidase complex.